ACGCUACCCUAUCUCCUCUCAGAAGCCUCUGUAUGUGUGUAUAUGUCUAUUAGCAUUGGCUACUCAGUAUCGAUCGAUCAAGGAGAUCAUUGAACAGACCGAUCUGAUCGAUGGAUCUUUUCGAAACUUGCACGCUUUACAUCGCCAUCCUCUAUGUCUCCCUCUCUCUCACCAUCUACCUCGUCCGCAGACAUAAAUCAGGAGCUGAUGGCACAGCCCUUAAUCUUCCACCUGGCAGGAUUGGAUGGCCAAUCAUCGGGGAGACCCUGGACUUCGUCAUGGCUGGUCGCAACGGCACCCCCGAGAAGUUUGUCACAGACAGGACCAGCAGGUACUCCUCUGACAUCUUCCGAACCUCUCUGCUGGGCAUGGGUGACGUGGCCGUGUUCUGCGGAGCUUCCGGCAACAAGUUCCUCUUCUCUGGUGAGAACAAGUAUGUCACCUCGUGGUGGCCCCGCUCCAUCAAUAUGGUCCUGGAGUUCCCCGACCCCGAGGCUGUGGAUAUGGAUAACUUCUACAAUAGCGACGCAGUCGCCAAGAGCCGGAGCUUCAAUCUCGAGUUUGUCAAGCCUGAAGCGCUCCAGCGUUACAUACCCAUCAUGGACUCCAUGGCAAAGCAGCACCUGGAAGCUGAUUGGGCCCCAUAUGGGGAAGUCAGGGCUUUCCCACUGUUAAAAAAGUACACUUUUGCCUUGUCCUGUCGUCUCAUAAUGAGCAUCCAUGAUCCCGCGCACCUCGCCAGGAUUGAGCACAAUUUUGCUCUCGUCACCGCUGGUCUCUUGUCGGUGCCCAUAAACUUCCCAGGGACUGCUUUCAACAAGGCGGUUCAAGCAGGGAAGAGCAUGCGCGAGGACCUGCUGUCCAUUAUAAACUGUCGGAAGAAGGAGAUUGUGGACGAGAAGGAUAUAGUGGUGAAGGACUUGCUUUCCCGGAUGCUGUUGGCGAAAGAUGAGAGUGGCCAGCCAAUCAUGAAGGAUACCGAAAUUGGUAAUACGAUCAUUGCAAAUCUCAUUGGAAGCCACGGCACGAUCAGUACUACGAUAACGUUUGUGAUGAACUAUCUUGCUGAGUAUCCUGAUGUCUACAAGCAAGUCUUGAAAGAGCAGACGGAAAUUGCGAGGAGCAAAGGGCCCGAUGAGUUACUCAACUGGGAUGACGUACAGAAGAUGAGGUACUCCUGGAUGGUUGCCUGUGAAGUCAUGAGGCUUUGCCCCGCUGGUCCAGGCGGCUACCGAGAGGGAUUGCAUAUAUUAAUAAUCUGUGUUAUAGUUAACACGGAUCAUGCAUUCAGACUCACUGGACUCCAUACUCGACGCACAAGGACCCCCAAUACUUCCCUGAUCCGGAAAAGUUUGAUCCCUCAAGAUUCAAGGGGAGUGGACCUGUGCCGUACACUUUCGUACCCUUUGGAGGAGGACCUCGAAUGUGCCCAGGGAAGGAAUAUGCCAGGGUACUGGUGCUUGUUGUCAUGCACAAUCUGGUGACCAAUUUCAGAUGGAAGAAAACCAUCCCCGAUGAGAAAAUCAUCUACAACCCUUUCCCAGUCCUCGUCAGUGGUCUCCCUAUCCGCACUGAGCCUCAUGCUUAAGCCAAGGACAGUAUGUUAUGUGAUUCGGUUCGUUAUAUAUAUCAUGUACGGCCCGCAUAUUUGUGCUUCAUGCAUGUAAAACUCUAGGAUUCCUCUUAAGCUGUCAGUCUCUCUUUUUUCUGCAAUGCAAUAAGACACGAAGGUCAGUUCAAUAAUUUCAUAGACUCAUCAUUAAAGUAAGCGAAUUCGAGUACUACGGUAAUAAUUAUGUACAAAUAAUGUCAAAAGUCAUUCUUUUUUAAA
Punica granatum (pomegranate) is the source of this 1831-nucleotide messenger RNA. The record is from RefSeq and is a predicted model, not a curated record. Lineage: Eukaryota; Viridiplantae; Streptophyta; Magnoliopsida; Myrtales; Lythraceae.